Molecule: messenger RNA, 7439 nt
Organism: Neodiprion virginianus
Lineage: Eukaryota; Metazoa; Arthropoda; Insecta; Hymenoptera; Diprionidae
Exons: 1
Source: RefSeq, a predicted model, not a curated record
GACAGCGAGUUGAGGGACGAGCUGUGGUUCAUCGAGUUUGGUAGGGGUGCGGCGCUGCCGUUGACGCCCGAAGAGGCCCCGGUGGACGGAGAGCCGAUCGUGCCCUGCGCACAGGGGAGAAUCGUUAUAGAAACAGCGCGGCCAGCGCCGCCCCAUUUUGCGACCUGCUCGACGUACCGGAGGCGGCCGAGGCUGCUGGGGGCUAACAGCGUGUCGAGUUUCGGGUACACGGACGGGGGCAAGGGAGCCGUACCGAGGGGUGCUACCCUCCCUCAAAGUCCCGCAGCCCGUCCCGAGGACCUAAGAGUGACCCCCUGGUACCUGGACGAGCCGCCAGGCACGCCCCUGGCCAACGACCACAGCGCGCACCCUCUCCUCCUCAUGCACCACGGGGACCGGGACUCGGGUCGGGGCGAGCUUUCCUCGACGCAGAACAGCAGCGUAGAAGGCGAGUUCCCGCGGCCCUCGGGAGCCCUGCAGCGGAAGGCCUACAUGGACUUGAGGGACGCAAUCGCGCUGCUCGACGAGACCUGCCCGAACCCGGAUGCCUCCGAACCUUCGCCCAGGACUCCGAGGACCCCGCUGACCCCACAUCCGAAGAGCAAGAGGGCCCGGUCGAAGAGCAGUGACAACUCGUCCAACUACAGCAACGAACGUCUCAGCGAAAAGUCGAUGGAUCCAUCGCGGAGUCAGGAGCGAGAGAAGAAACGACCCUUCCUGAGGAAGAUCGGGAUAUCGAAGACCGAGGACAGGCCGUUUUUGGCCAAGUUCGCGCCCAGGAUCAUCGGUAAACCUUAUCUCGAGAAAAUCGGGCCCAGCAAGGCGGUGGAGAGACCGUUUCUCGAGAAAAUUGGAUCCUCAAAGACCAUUGACAAGUUCACCUUCAAUCUUCCCGCGUCGAAGGUGCACUCCUCGACCUCUAAGAACCCGCCCGAGGAACCGGUCAGGUCGCCAGCGCCCAGGCUGGUCCCGAGGGACGCGAGGAUCUCGUUCAGGAAGCGGUCCGGCAAGGGUCAGCUGCAGAAAAUGUACUCCUUUGAGACCGAGGAUCUGAACAGUUUCAAGGGUUCGAUGAGCCCGAUGAAAAGCCCGCGGGAUCCGCUGCGAGGCGCCUCUCUCGACGACGUCCUCGAGUCGGGACCGAGCUCCCUGCCGCCGCUUGACGUCACCGAAGAGCCGAACGAAUUCCCAGAACCGGAGGUCAAGUCGCAGAGCGUCGCGGAGCUGGUAAAGUGCCGGAUAAUGUCCAGCGAGGAGAUCAUCUCCUCGAGCUCGUGCCUCAGCUCGCCCCAGGAGGCCGUCGGCUGGGGCAACUCGCCGAAGAGAAAAAAGGACGCGGCUUCGCGGACCCCAAACUCACCGACGAAGCGGCGGAUAUCCGCGGACUCGCCGGAGCCACCGACGAAGGAACUGGCAGUCUUGAAGCCCGGCGAAAGCUCGCCGACCAAGUCCAGGCACCCCGUCUUCGUUCAAGGAAGCGCGACGCUUCCGAAGCAAAAGGACUCCGAGUCCUCGAGACGGCAGAGGUCCGAGGACAUCUUGGACAAGAUGCAGGAUACCGGCCGAGGAAACGAUCGCGCGAACUUUGAGCGCCGCGGCAUAUCCUCCGACAACCUUAAACUCUCGAGGGAGAUGUUCAUCGCUGCGGCCUUUGACCCACCGUCGCGGUACCAGAGCCAGGACAUCUGCCAGCGGAGGAAGGAGACCGGGGGUAGCAGGAGAUCGGAAUUUCCCGUUUCGGAAAAGGAGACGUCGCGGGAAGCGUUCAAGCAGCUCCACAGCAAGUUCGAAGCUGGUGACGUAUCGCCGUCGGCGAUGAGCUGCUCCGUCAGGUCGAGGCUCCAGCUCUACCAGGGCGAAAGGACGGAGAACUCGACCUCGAACGAGCGCUCAGUCGAAGGCGAGGAGGAGGAGGCUCACGGUGAAGAGGGUAGAGCCAGGAUGACCGGACGAACGGUGCGCUCGGUACUGAGGAAGCAAAAGAGCAUCGACCAGCAGGGUGACGUUCAGGAGGGUGAAGCGAGAUCGUUGCGCAAGCCGAAGCGGCGGAUCUUCCACGAACCGAGCCAAGAGACGAUGGACCUUCUGACCGAGCUGCGGAGGGUGAAAAGCCUCUUGAAGACACCGUCGAUCGAGAAACUCGACAAGGCGGAGGAGAUGCAGCCCCACAGAUUCCCAAAGAAGGUCCUCCUUACCGACCGGGAGUUCUGCUUGUCCAUCGAGCGCGAGAACAGCCUGAGGAGGCCCAACUCAAACCCGGAACCGGAAGCGGAGGAUCUACAGCCCUGCACGCUUCCCGGACCCGCGCUCUUCGAGAAGAGGUGCUUGUCGCUGGAUUACGCCGACGAGGAGAAGCUGCCGAGGCCGGAAACGCGAGCGAUAUCGCUCGCCUCGGCCAGGAGUCCACCGUCCGAGACGGAGACCACGAAUUCUCUCGACUUUGGCCUGAUAUGCGACUCGAAGAGCUACUGCUCCGACGUCUUCAACACUCCGUCCGACGAGGUAGAGGCCUGCAAGGAGAAGACGCCAGAGGGGAUCGCGGAGAUCGACGCAUUCGGCGAUCAGAGUGAAGCGAAGCCUGACCGAAACCACUGCGCGGAAGUCGACAUCGCCAUUCCCAUCGAUCAGAAGGCCAGCCCCAGACGGAGGGUCCAGAUUCAGGCGAGGACGAGCGACCUCUACGAGAUCAUUUCCCCCAGGUCCACGCCGUUCAGGGUCAAGAAAAGACUGAGCAAGAUAUCAGUCGAGGAAACGAUGAAGCAGGAGAGUUUCACCAUCGGGAAAACCGCCGUCGACUGCAGGUCAAUCGUUGUGCAGAAGAGGAACAAGUGCUUACCGUUAUAACACUCGGUCAUUUUAACCGGCUGACGCGAUCGACGUCGUUCGUUUAAGGAUCGAUCCACCGAUGCCUCGGAAUCGAAAGUUAGGAAGAGAGCGAAAACCGUUUGAAAAAUCUCUAGUAGCGUCGUUUGUACCAAUGGUGGUUAACACGAGUAAGAAAAGUAUUUUUACUACGUGAUAUUAAUGAAUUUGAGCAGAGUCGAAUAACACAAGCCAAGGUAUCAAGUACUUGAGAAAAGGUUCAGAACCACCAAAAUGAUUACACACUACUCUUUUUUAACCAACUAUGAUGGUUUUUGGCUCAUUUUCUUCACCACAGAGAUCCUUGGUGACCGUUUUGAAAAUCUUACCAACUUCAGUUAUCUUCAGAGUGGAUAAAGUUCGACAGCAGUUUCAUCUUUGCGUUAUAACCGUGCCAUCAUUUAAGAUUUCUUAAAUGGUUUUCUGUUCGGCGAGUAAAAUGAGCUCAAACAUGUUGGAAUUGAAUUUUUGUUUAAAUCAGCAGAGUUUGAUCAUUUCGAACGUUCUAAUGACGAACCUUUUCUGAAAUUGUUGAUUACAUCUCGACUUGUGCUGUUCGAAUUUGCUCAGAGUCGCUUCUACGACACAGUAUGAAUAUCGUUCCGUUCGACUUCCCUAUCAAAGGCGAAAAUAACAGUGCUGGAGACUUUUCGAACGGCUUUUUUUCCUCUCCCAACUUUUGAUCUCGAAGGCUUCGGCACCGGCCAAAUUGUCUCGGCGUCGAAAUCGCCGUGCCGAGUUUGAGCUUCUCUAGCCGCUCUUCGUGCUCUUUAAUAAACACACGGGACCACACCGGAUGAAAACAGGUCAAGAAUUGUUACAGGUAGUCGAUGUGACGAUCGGGGUGAUGAUUCGAGUGCCGAUGAGGGAUCCCGAAAGUCAAAGUCGGUGAAUCGCGCCGAAUUGAAACCUCCGAUCCUCUCUACAGCCUCUGAGCAAAGAUCCAACUCCCGACGGAUUUGCGGUCUUGUAUUGAAUCGUAUAACACGAGCAUUGUUGUCUUGUUCAGCGUCUAGGUUCUUCUGCCUACGAUUUCACAGUGCCUCCGGUACCGAAAUUUCAACCAACUCACACCGACACGUUUUCUAAGUAAUCUGACGUUGAUCUCUCUGCAAGUUUUUCGGUUCUCUCUACAGCCAAGAGAACGAAUCACGGUGCUUUUUAAUUCUAAUCCUUGCGAAGCGUGAAAAGAAAGAAACAAGUCUGAAAGCCGAAACGAAGUAUUGGAAAGUUGAUUGAUAUCGGUUUCACAGUUUUCGUCGAUUUCUGCAGAAAGGGUUAAAAGACGGUGCUGUUGUCAAAUGGGAAUUAUACACCGAGCUGGUUUAUCGCUAAUAAUGAUACUUAAACUCUAUUUACAAGGGGUCCAAAGAAAUGUAUGCUCUUCUGUAUCCAUUGACAUUGUAUACAUUACAUGUAUUGUGUUCGUCUAAAUGUCUUAAUUGCCGAAUCGUACUGGCACGAUAUUGUAAUGCGUUGUUUAAUUGCGACGUUAAAGUUGAAUUGCACGCGUGUACGGAAAGUUUUUUCAAUCUUUUUCUAAUCUCGUCGCAAUUUUACCAUCAUUUUCACUCGCGCGAUUAAUAUUGUUGAUCGACAAUUUUGUACCCAUCUUUAAAAACGAAAAUAAACCAACACCACCUAAAUCGUUUACAUAACAAACAGUUAUCGUCAAUUUGUAAAAUUUCGAUACAACUUUAUCAGCAUUAUUUAUUACCAUUACACACUUCGUAUGUAAAAACAAAAAAUGUACACCGUGCACAAUGUAAUAUCGGAGCAAGUUGGACCAUUUUUUCGUAAACUGUUGUAUAGAAUAAUUAUUCGCGGCCGAAAAUUACAACCCUCUAAUGCGAGAGUUCUGUCGUCUUUUGGAAAGUCGUUUUUUAAAACUAUACAUAUAGGUAUAUACUUACAUUAUACAUAAAUAUAUUCGAAUGAUACGCCACGCGAUGUAUUACGUGUAUUUCAAUUAGUGUCUACGUAUAUUGAUAUAUAAUUCACGUAACUAAUACUCGAUGUCUUCGCGUAAAUUCACUGCGACGAAGUUUGCUAUAUGUAACAUAAUAAUAUUAAUAAUAAUAGUACAUGGGUAGGUAACGAUGAAAUAUUACGGAUUAUUUACACACAUAUAUGUAUAUAUAUAUAUAAUUAUUGUUAUACUGGAAUGUUGAAAUAUUAUAGAAGAUAAUAAUAGAUGACCAAUGUUACGUUGUACUUGGUUUAAAUUGUAUACCCAGUCAAUGAAUACGUUUGAAUUCGUCGCCCUGGUUGAAAAUUAUUCUCUGAAAAUUUCUCCGAAGAAAAAUCGAAGGACACAAAUGACUAAAUAGGAUUCCGAGUAACGUUUCGACAAAGAACGGAAAAAAUGCGAAAUCAAUUUUAAAAAUGUUAUGAAAUAAAAGAAAAAUCCAUCAAAAUUUACAGACAACAAUUUCACCAGAGAAUUCAUAAUUCUGGGUCGAAUGAAUAUUUAUUCGAUUAUCGAGUAACAUUCUAGGAUGAUGCGAAAUCGUUAGCCAUUAUGCGUAGAAGAAAAAAAACGUCCGCGAAGUAAUUUCCUGCAGAUAUUAUAACGAAUUACUAGUAAAUUUUAUACUUAUAUUUUAUUCUGUACACGUUAUGAAUAUUUUGUAAUCGGGAUACGUUGUAAACGAACAGAGAUAUUUUAAAGCACAAAGUUACGGGAUCCAAGGGGAAAAUAUUUUGCUCCUUGAAACCCAACAGAUACGUUAUACGACGGUACUUUAAUAAUCCGUGUUCUUUGAGGAUAACCUCCACCUAUCGUGCAGAAAGAAAUUGAAUUUUUAUACAAGGUAUGAUGAUUUUGAAACGAAGAAGAAGUGAUCAGAAUAAAGACCGCGAGAAGAAAGCUUGAAUUUUCAAAAGGUGACAGAAAUCCCUCAAUUUUACAACUGCACACAUACGUAGCCUAAAUUGUUGGUUUGAAUUAACGGAACCGUUCAGUUCUGUUUGUACGGAUAACUGAUUGAAGUUUAUUGUACAGAGACUUAUUCAAUAAUUUUCUUAUACAAUAUCGUAUAAGUAUUUUUUUAACACUAUAAUUAUAAUACUUUAGCCGUUUUUUCAACGACUGAAAGUCAAUGUCGGCAAUUCUAUCGAGAUCUGUCCAUCAUAUUAAGAUUGUAAACAUCUCUCGGGACUGAGAUUGCUGGAUUUUCAAUUUCAUACAACAAUUUAUUUCCAAAAUUUAGUUACGGGCUAAUUAAAACGUUCGAUUAAUUAUGUAAACUUUACCAAACUCCGAUUUCCUUUAUCUUUCUUCACAGUUUGUAAUGUUCUUACGUUUUUACACACGCACAUACGCACACACACUCCCACACUCAUUGCCAAAAUGAUAAAUCUAGCAAUUAAGGUCCUUUUGUCGAGCAGUGCCUUGUUCAUGGAUAUGUAUUAAACGUAAUACAAUUAACAUUAAUCUUGUUGAAAUGUCAUUAAACUCCGACGACAAGGAUUAUACAAUAUCCGUCAAAUAGCAAUAUUACGUAACGCACCGAUCAAGCAUUAGAAACUGUUUUUCCCUAAAACGAGUAAAAACCGUUCCAUAAUUUUUACGCCAUCGGAAGUCGACCAUGUAAAAACAACAAUAAGUAGACAAUUUUCUUCGCAUGAUUACCGUCGGAGUGGUGUAAGAUAUUUUAGCAACAAGAUACAUUAUUUAUACAUUAUAUACAUAUGUAAAGAACAUAACCGUUCCUCUUUUAAUUUUGUAGGUGUAUAAAUAUUUAAUACAUUGAUAUCUACGCAUAGAGACAGAUAUAAUCGUCAACGCGAUAAUAUAUGUAUCGCGUUAAGUUAAUCAUUAAUUACAACGUUGUACGAUAUAAUAUAUUAUAUCUAUAUAACUACAAAUAAACGUGAGAUAAUUGUAUACUAGAUAAUAUUCGUAAUAUAUUUACAUUUAGGUAUUAUUACAUACUUAAUGUACUGUAAACCUAGUUGACGAGAUGUGCCAAACAAAUACAAUUUAUUAUAUUAUAUUGUAUAUUGUAUGGAGUUGGUUGUAUGUAUUUGUAUUCUAUUAUAUGAAAAUACGCGCGAGUGUCAGUUAGCAGGACAUUUGAGCGUAUACUAAUAACAUAAAUAUUUGUUUCGCAAAUGGCUGUGCGUAUAACUAGGCAUUCGAUGCACCAUCUUUAUUUUAUACGUUAAUUAAACUUUCUCCUCAAAUAUGAUUCCCUGUCGGAGAAAUCACUGUCAUAUUUUUAACACAGGCAUGCAUUUACGUCCAUUGCUAUAAUUGAGAAAUCACUUUGUCUGUUCUUCUCACUCAUCGCCAAUCAUCAAUCACAAACUAUCUACUGGUUUUUCAUAUCUUUGAAUAACGAUGAAAUUUAUAGGGAAAUGAAUAACGUGUUGCAUCGAGCGCCUGAUGAAGCCAAAAUUGAAACGCCGCAUACAAUAUGUAUAUAUAAACAUAUACAUAGAUAGAUAGAUAGCAUAAAUCUAUUUUUUAUCAUAAUAGAUAUUCAAUAUUUUCGUUUCUCGCUGGCGAGACAUCAUUUAUAUUAUUUAAUCGUUUGUUAUAUAGGGUAAUAAUAAAGGUAAAUUCGUUAUUA